This is a messenger RNA of Ostrinia furnacalis (Asian corn borer), 476 nucleotides long. Its product is annotated as elongation factor-like GTPase 1. The record is from RefSeq and is a predicted model, not a curated record. Gene Ontology annotation, biological process: cytosolic ribosome assembly. The coding region runs from base 1 to 411 and encodes 136 amino acids. Gene Ontology annotation, molecular function: GTPase activity; ribosome binding. The transcript is spliced from 2 exons. Gene Ontology annotation, cellular component: ribonucleoprotein complex; cytosol. NCBI's taxonomy places the organism in Eukaryota, Metazoa, Arthropoda, Insecta, Lepidoptera, Crambidae.
AUGGUUUUUAUAUUAAUAUUUUUCUCAAUCUUUCCAGGCAAGCUAUACGCGUCGCUCGGCAAGCGCGGCGGCCGCGUCGUCGGCAGCGACCUGCAAAGCGGGUCCGCUUCGUUCCGGGUGCGGGCGCUGCUGCCGGUGGCUGAGAGCUUCAAGUUCGCGCUGGAACUGAGGACUCACACGUCAGGGCUGGCCGCGCCACAGCUGCUGUUCAGCCAUUGGGAGGUAAUAGACAUCGAUCCGUUCUGGCGCCCGCGCACCGAAGAGGAAUACCUUCACUGGGGCGAGAAAUGGGACGGAGUGAACCGAGCCAAGGCUUACAUGGACUCAGUCCGAGCGAGGAAAGGUCUGGCCACCGACAAGCAGCUGGUGCAGCAUGCUGAGAAGCAGAGAACGCUGUCGAAGAAUAAAUAAAAGUAUUUUUAAAAAGUAUACUUAGAGUAGGCGCACACCGUUGAUUUUUAGUUGGCCGAUAGUUG